Messenger RNA from Dryobates pubescens (Downy woodpecker), 1811 nucleotides. RefSeq names its product kynureninase (gene KYNU). The record is from RefSeq and is a predicted model, not a curated record. Gene Ontology annotation, cellular component: cytoplasm. Lineage: Eukaryota; Metazoa; Chordata; Aves; Piciformes; Picidae. The transcript is spliced from 14 exons. The coding region runs from base 67 to 1491 and encodes 474 amino acids. Gene Ontology annotation, molecular function: kynureninase activity; pyridoxal phosphate binding. Gene Ontology annotation, biological process: NAD+ biosynthetic process.
CAAAGAUCAUGGGAUGGAAUAAAGGUGUGCUGAUCUUAUACAAAGGUGGAAGUGAAUGACCUGAGGAUGGAUCCUUCUUCUCCUGUGCUACCAGCAAGCAUCUUAGAACAGACUGCCCUGCGCCUAGGAUGCAGCCCCACAGACGAGAAACUUGCUUCUCACUUAGACGCAGAGGAUGAGUUAAAGCAUCUUCGUCAAUGUUUCUACAUCCCCAAAGUCAAGGAUCUGCCUCCAACUGAUCUGAGCCUGGUGAACGGAGAGGAGAGCUGCAUAUACUUUGCUGGGAAUUCCCUUGGGCUCCAGCCAAGGAAAGUUAAAACUUACUUGGAUGAAGAACUGGAGAAAUGGGCUCAAACAGGUGUUCACGGCCAUUUCAAUGGUCAGCGCCCAUGGGCUUUGGCAGACGAGUGCCUCCUGGACCUGAUGGCUGGGCUGGUUGGUGCCCAAAGACAUGAGGUAGCCUUAAUGAAUGGACUAACUGUAAACUUGCACCUCCAGCUGCUCUCCUUCUUUAAGCCUACUCCAAGACGCUGUAAAAUUCUUCUAGAAGCCAGAGCCUUUCCAUCUGACCAUUAUGCUGUCGAGUCCCAGCUUCGACUCCAUGGACUUGACGUGGAGAAAUGCAUGCUCCUGAUGCAGCCUCGGAAGGGGGAAGAAACCUUGAGGACUGAAGACAUCCUUGCUGUAAUUGAGAAGGAAGGGGACUCUAUCGCUGUCAUUAUGUUCAGCGGGGUGCAGUACUACACGGGGCAGCUGUUUGACAUCCCUAGAAUAACAAAGGCUGGCCAAAAAAAGGGUUGCUAUGUUGGAUUUGAUCUGGCUCAUGCUGUUGGGAAUGUAGAACUUAGUUUGCAUGACUGGGGAGUAGAUUUUGCCUGCUGGUGUUCUUACAAGUACCUGAAUUCUGGAGCAGGAGGCCUCGCUGGUGCCUUCAUUCAUGAGAAGCAUUCCAGGAGUAUCAAACCAGUGUUAAUUGGCUGGUGGGGCCAUGAAUUCAGGACACGAUUCCUCAUGGAAAACAAACUGCAACUAAUUGAAGGAAUUAAUGGAUUCCGGUUAUCAAAUCCUCCGAUUUUGCUGGUCUGUGCUCUGCAAGCUAGUUUAGAGGUUUUUGGCCAAACUACAAUGAAAGCACUGAGGAGGAAAUCCAUCCUACUCACUGGGUACUUGGAGUACCUGAUAAAACAUUACUACAGCGAGGACAAAAUGAAUCCAGAGAAGCCCUUUGUGAAAAUAAUCACACCAUCUCAGACUGAGGAAAGAGGCUGCCAGCUCACCCUGUCCUUCUCCCUUCCAAUCAAAUCUGUGUUUAAAGAGCUGGAGAAGAGAGGAGUAGCUUGUGACAUGCGAGAACCGAACGCUCUUCGCGUUGCCCCAGUUCCUCUCUACAAUUCUUUCCGUGAUGUGCACAGAUUUAUUGAAAUCCUGGGAUCUGCAAUUACAUCUUCAAAACAAACAGCAAACAAUACUGCCCUAUCUGGUUCUUAUUGAUGGCUCAGCUGUAUCUUUUAAUCUAUUUCUGACUAAGAUGCAUUUAUCCUGCUGAGCGAUUCUUUGCUUCGAGUCGACUGAGCUAUAUCCUGUGCAAUUUGCAAGGGACAAAAAGAAAGCAAACAAAAAAAUGGCUGUGCUUGAAUAGUUAUUCACAACAGGCAUAGUUUUAUUAAAGCUCACAUUUCCCUCUCUGCUUUGACUUUGACUUCAUGAAUUAGUAUGCUUUGUAUAUUUUAAUGGGACUUUUCUUAAACAUUUUAUGUAGUUCUAUUGCAUUAGCUUGGAGAAGCGUGGAAGAAUUGCUGCUGACUGGAACA